Symbiodinium necroappetens is the source of this 403-nucleotide messenger RNA. The record is from the annotation of a GenBank genome assembly. NCBI's taxonomy places the organism in Eukaryota, Dinophyceae, Suessiales, Symbiodiniaceae.
GCUGCAAGACGGCGAUCCACACGGAGUUGGGAAGAUGGUUUGGCCCGACGGGAGGACAUACCACGGCAACUGGGUCUUCGGCCAGCCCCAUGGGCAAGGGGUGAUGUCGUCCAUAGCGCCAGUGGAGGCUGAGUAUGAGACCUGGGUCUACAGCGGCCAAUUCCAGGAUGGGCUCAGGCAUGGUGUGGGCCGGUGUGAGUGGCCCGCUGUGGGUGCGUGGUACGAGGGGGAUUGGGUUCUCGAUGCUGAGCACGGCCUCGGUGAGCUGGGUGCUGGAGCUACUGAGAGUCAGGAUGGCGACCCCCACGUGUGGUGCAUGUACAAUGGUGAGAAGCAGGAGAACGUGGCUACCAGCCGAGUCUUCCCUGGUCCGGAGGAUGAGCUCAUGGUGGUGGUGCUCCAG